AGUGCCCGGAUGUGGGUGACGUGCGGCCGCCAUCUUCCCGUCCCGGGCAGCCAGCGCCAGUCGGAGCCAGCGCGAGCCGCCGCCGUCGCCGCCGCCGCCGCCGCCGCCGCCGCAGCUGCCGAGUCGCCCGCCCGCCGACCCCGCCAUGUCGGCUACCGCUGCCACCGCCCCCCCUGCCGCCCCGGCUGGGGAGGGGGGCCCCCCUGCGCCCCCUCCAAACCUCACCAGUAACAGGAGACUGCAGCAGACCCAGGCCCAGGUGGAUGAGGUGGUGGACAUCAUGAGGGUGAACGUGGACAAGGUCCUGGAGCGGGACCAGAAGCUGUCAGAGCUGGACGACCGUGCAGAUGCACUCCAGGCAGGGGCCUCCCAGUUUGAAACCAGUGCAGCCAAGCUCAAGCGCAAAUACUGGUGGAAAAACCUCAAGAUGAUGAUCAUCUUGGGAGUGAUUUGCGCCAUCAUCCUCAUCAUCAUCAUCGUUUACUUCAGCUCUUAAACCCCUGAGGAGCCUGCCCUGCCCAGAGAAGGGCCUCUCCCCACCUCUCCCCCCCAUCCCCAGCCGCUCCUUCACCUCUCAGCCAUAUCUUCCAGCUCCCCUCCCCUGGAUCCAUGUGUGUGUGUCCCCGUGUGUGUGCCCCCCCCCCUGUAAAUAGCCAGCUGUUAUUUAUACAUAUAUAAUAUUAUAUAUAUUUGGUCUGUUUGUAGUUUUAUUACUAGAAGAUUUUUCCGGUUGUCCUUAACUCCCCUCCCUGAGGUUCCCAUCUCUUCUCUUUUCCUCUUUCCCCUUCCCUCUCUUCCUGACCAGCCCUGAAUCCCUUCAUUUGCAUCUGCUAUGCAAUAGUUCCUCUUCCUCUCCUCCUUCCCCUGGAUUUAGCUGAUCCCUUCCUCUCCCCCUGGCCUUCCCUGUACCUCCACUCCCUACAAAACAAAAAAACAACAACAA
Molecule: messenger RNA, 943 nt
Organism: Mustela erminea (ermine)
Lineage: Eukaryota; Metazoa; Chordata; Mammalia; Carnivora; Mustelidae
Gene: VAMP2
Product: vesicle associated membrane protein 2
Exons: 5
Coding region: 146-496 (116 amino acids)
Biological process (GO): SNARE complex assembly; vesicle-mediated transport; vesicle fusion
Cellular component (GO): plasma membrane; SNARE complex
Molecular function (GO): SNAP receptor activity; syntaxin-1 binding
Source: RefSeq, a predicted model, not a curated record